Molecule: messenger RNA, 522 nt
Organism: Aspergillus tubingensis
Lineage: Eukaryota; Fungi; Ascomycota; Eurotiomycetes; Eurotiales; Aspergillaceae
Product: galactose oxidase
Exons: 1
Coding region: 1-522 (173 amino acids)
Molecular function (GO): protein binding
Source: RefSeq, a predicted model, not a curated record
AUGUCAUUCAACACUACCUCUGGCCUCUGGCAGAGACUUGAGUCCGCUGCGGCUGAAUUGCCAGAAAGCCGCCAGCAUGCUACUGGAGCGGUUAUUGGAGACACUUUCUAUGUUAUCGGUGGACGCCGAUACGGCCAGAUAUAUCAUCGAGACACGGUUUUCGAGCUCGGUCUGCAGAAUAUUGAAGCGGGCUGGAGGACGAGCAGCGGCCAUAUGCCUACCUCCCGCGGAGGCAUCUUUGGGGGUGCUGUUGAUGGGAAGUUCUACAUUUUCGGUGGUGAAGGAAAUCGAGGUUCCAAUACCGGUGUUUACAACCGAACGGAGAUGUUUGAUGUUGCCUCGGAGCAAUGGAUCAAGUUGAUGCCCAUGGCUGUUCCUCGUCAUGGUACUCAAGCUGCGGUGGCAGGGGGAUGUAUCUAUAUCCCUGGUGGUGGCCUUCAGGAGGAUGGCAAGGAGGUCAUAGUGGGUGGAAUGACGACUUACCAUAAUCCUACCUCUCACUUUGUUGCUUACUGUCCUUGA